Molecule: messenger RNA, 1739 nt
Organism: Meriones unguiculatus (Mongolian gerbil)
Lineage: Eukaryota; Metazoa; Chordata; Mammalia; Rodentia; Muridae
Gene: Rnase13
Product: ribonuclease A family member 13 (inactive)
Exons: 3
Coding region: 377-826 (149 amino acids)
Molecular function (GO): nucleic acid binding
Source: RefSeq, a predicted model, not a curated record
GUAAUAGGCUCAUUUUUAUAUUUGGAGAAAGUGAAAUGCUGCAAUGUUGGGACCAGCUGUGGGACUCUCUUCAGGUCUUUGAAUUCCCAUGACCUUUCCUGGAACAGCUGUGGGUUUGGAAGAGGCAGCCCUGACCAAAGUCUCACCCCACCUCUAGGCUGUAAGUGGCCUGAAGCAGGGCAAAUCCCUGCCUCCCCACCCACACCUUCCCCAAGUGCCUUCAGUUCCUUCCUACGGAGCUGUCUGUGACUGCCGAGGCAGCCUGUCCUCCUGUAUCCACCAUAAGGAGUGCCAGGAAACGGGGCAUCCGGAGGCAUCUAUCCCCAAGGACCAGCUGGACCUCCGAUUCUGAGCUGCAGCCCGAGGACUGGAAGGCAUGGCACCAGAUGUGGUCUGGCUCCUUUUCUUCCAACCAACUCUGGCGAUAGGCCUCUCGAUGCAGACUGCCAUCAAGAACUUCCGAAUCUUACAUGUCGACUACCCCAAGGUCAACUACGCGAAGGGUUUCCAUGGAUACUGUAACGGCCUCAUGGACUACGUGAGGGGAAGGCUGAAGGACUGGUACUGCCCUAAGAUCCACUAUGUGGUGCAUGCGCCCUGGGAAGGCAUUGAGAAGUUCUGCAAAUACAGCGAGAGCUUCUGUGAGAACUACAAUGAGUAUUGUACCCUCACUCAGGAUGCCUUCCCGCUCACAAUCUGCACCUUGGACCAUAAACAGCCGCCGUCCAGCUGUAGCUACAACAGUACCCUGACCAACCAAAGGCUGUACUUGCUCUGCUCCCGCAAGCAUGAUGCUGAGCCAAUAGGCAUCAUUGGCCUCUCUUAGGGACUCAGCUCCCGAACAGUCCCACCUAGUAUGGCCCCUACAUGCCACCCCAAAGCUUGUCCCCAGUCUCUUGAGUCUGGCAGUGAGUCUUCCUCCCUGACUUCUGAAACAGAGCCCCUCCCUCCUCUUUAGGCUCUUUUCACCUUCCCAUCCCCCCCCACCUCGAGCCUCUCUCUCCCACCCAAGAAGCCGACUGUGUCCAGCUGGCCGUGCUUGUCUAUACACUGGGCCAGAUUCCGACUUCUGGAUGGAGGCCCAGGCCCCAGCUCACACCAUGGCAACAGGCACCCAGCUCCCGUACCUCUCCCUAUCCCUGUUUUUAGUGUCAACUCCGCCCCUACCCCCAGCCCCGAAGCUCCCCGCUGUUUUCCUUAUAAUUCUUGCCACACUCUAACAAUAAGAACCUUCCUAUGACCCUUGGGCCCAUUUUGUCUCACUUCCUCAAAGCCCUCUCUGUCCCCAGCCUGUACUUCUCUGUGAUUUCCCCUUUAUAUAACCUGUCCUUCCCUAUCUCCUUCCACCACGGAGAAUAGUGAUGUUUUUUUUCCUACUUUCCCAACCACUGUUAGCCACGCUGCCCACCUUUUCACAACCUCCGCCUUCCAUUCCUCUCUCACCUUGGCCCAGAGAAAUUUUAAAUUAUCCUUUCUGGUUUUUUGUUUGUUUGUUUGUUUGUUUUUCCCAAGGUCCCUCAGUCCCUCUUUCCUCCCUUAUCUCUACCCAACAUUUCCCAGACUCUAGGGAGUCUGUUUCACUCAGGUGUCAGAGGAUGAGGCAGGCCCAGCUCCAUCACGUAAAGUGUAAAAACCACUGGGGGAAACUGGGCAAAAGGUCCAUGGGCGCCUUUCUGUAGUGACUUCUUGUAAAUCUGUGAUCGUUUCAAAAUAAAAAGUUAAAAACACAUUCAACUCAA